Molecule: messenger RNA, 1409 nt
Organism: Solanum stenotomum
Lineage: Eukaryota; Viridiplantae; Streptophyta; Magnoliopsida; Solanales; Solanaceae
Exons: 11
Coding region: 86-1252 (388 amino acids)
Molecular function (GO): ATP binding; ATP hydrolysis activity
Source: RefSeq, a predicted model, not a curated record
GAGAAAGAGAGAGAACAGAUACUCUACUUCUUCUCUCUCUCUCUCUCUCUCUUUCUGCGGGAAUUUAAAUCGGAAGAUCAAACAAAUGGCCGACGAACCUGCGUUGACUCGAUGGACAUUUCCGAUUAAGUUUGGGAGGAGGAAGGUUCCUGCACCAGAUGCAUCUGAGAAUGGUGAUUCUGUACAAAAUGGAAAUGGAUCUGUGCGGAACACUGCAGAAUUAUCCAUUUUCGAGCAGUAUAAUCAGGCUAAUGGAGGCUCAACACACUCUAAUGGAGUUCAGUCUGCCGGAGUGGAUGGAAAACCGCAAAAAUCUCUACUUCCUCCUUUCGAGUCUGCAGAAAUGCGCACUUUAGCAGAAAGCUUAACCAGGGAUAUUCUUCGUGGUAAUCCAGAUGUUAAGUGGGAGAGCAUUAAAGGAUUAGAGACUGCCAAGCGUCUACUAAAAGAAGCAGUUGUCAUGCCUAUUAAAUAUCCAAAGUAUUUUAAAGGUCUUCUAACUCCUUGGAAAGGUAUCCUCCUUUUUGGCCCUCCCGGAACAGGAAAGACCAUGCUUGCGAAGGCAGUUGCAACUGAAUGCAAUACCACAUUUUUCAAUAUCUCAGCAUCAUCAGUUGUCAGCAAAUGGCGUGGUGAUUCUGAAAAAUUGAUCAAAGUGUUAUUCGAGCUCGCCAGGCAUCAUGCACCUUCAACCAUCUUUCUCGAUGAAAUUGAUGCCAUUAUCAGUCAACGUGGGGAAGCGCGCAGUGAGCAUGAAUCUAGUAGGCGUUUAAAAACAGAACUGCUCAUACAGAUGGACGGUUUGAAUCGGACAGAUGAACUUGUCUUUGUUCUGGCGGCAACAAAUCUUCCCUGGGAACUGGAUGCAGCAAUGCUCCGACGUCUUGAGAAGCGGAUCCUUGUGCCCCUUCCGGAAGCAGAAGCAAGGUGCGGGAUGUUUGAGGAAUUACUACCAUCCCUUCGUGAAGAGGCGCCACUUCCAUAUGAUUUAUUGGUAGAAAAGACAAAAGGCUUUUCCGGUUCUGAUAUUCGGCUAUUAUGCAAGGAGGCUGCCAUGCAACCAUUACGACGUCUAAUGGCAGAACUUGAUAAGAGGGAAGAAUUGGUGCCUGAGGAUGAGUUGCCCAAUGUUGGACCAAUAACUGUGACAGAUAUCGAGAUGGCACUGAAGAACACCAGACCAUCUGCACACCUCAAUGCACCUAGGUACGAUAAGUUCAAUUCAGAUUAUGGCAGCCAUGCUCUCCAGUGAAGGCACCCCGAUGUAUCCUCUCAUUUCUGCUGUUGUCCUCUGAUCUAUUCAGCAAUGUGCCAACACAGAUGUUAAGUUUUUAAAACCUGUGUUUGUAAAAUGUAUGACUCUCUUGUGUUUUGAGCAAUUUAGCUUUAGUGUGCUCAAUUAUCAUUCA